GCGAGCCGGGGGCCACCGCCUCCCGCCCGCCCGACCCGGGGCCGCCCCGCGGCGGCGGCAGCGGCGGCUCCGGACUCCCGGGAGGAUGGGAUGGAUUUAGGGAGCGACGCCGGCAGCAGCCGCUCCAGCUCGGAGUCCAACUCCAGCAAAGCCACGCCGUGCUCGGAGGGCAAGUCCUCGCCGUCCCCCAGCAGCCUGGACCUGGCGGCGCUGGAGGACUCGGAGGAGGAGGAGGAGGAGGACGGGGGCUACCUGCCUUCCCCGCCGGCGCGCCGGGAGCCGCCGCGCUGCCCCGCCGGCGAUGCCCGCUGCCGCGCCGCGCCCGCCCGCCGGAGCGGCUCUCCCUCCGCCGCCGCCGCCGCCGCCGCGCCCCGCCGCCCCGCCGCCGCCCGCCCGCGGCCGCACCAGCACCAGCGCCCGCCGCCGCUGCCCCCGCAGGAGCGUCGGCGCGGCGGGGCGGCGGGGCCGGGCGGGCGGCGGGCGCGGCGGGGCGGCGGGGCGCAGCCCCCGCGAGAACCGCAGCCACCGGCCAUGGACUGGGCGGCCCUGGAGAGGCACCUGGCGGGGCUGCAGUGCCGGGAGCAGGAGCGCGGCCAGCGGGCCAACCCCGCCUCGGCCCAGAAGAAUGAGCGUGAGUCCAUCAGGCAGAAGUUGGCUCUGGGCAGUUUCUUCGACGAUGGCCCGGGACUUUAUACCAGCUGCAGCAAGAGCGGCAAGCCAAGCCUCUCCUCCCGAUUACAAAGUGGGAUGAACCUGCAGAUUUGCUUCGUGAACGACAGCGGCAGCGAUAAGGACAGCGAUGCUGAUGACAGCAAGACAGAAACCAGCCUGGACACACCAUUGUCGCCCAUGAGCAAGCAGAGCUCAUCCUACUCCGAUAGAGACACGACGGAGGAAGAGUCUGAGUCCCUCGAUGACAUGGACUUCCUCACCAGGCAAAAGAAACUCCAAGCUGAAGCCAAAAUGGCCUUGGCUAUGGCAAAGCCCAUGGCCAAAAUGCAGGUCGAGGUCGAAAAGCAAAACAGGAAGAAAUCGCCGGUAGCGGAUCUUCUGCCACAUAUGCCUCAUAUAAGUGAAUGCCUGAUGAAGAGAAGUUUAAAACCCACUGAUCUAAGAGACAUGACUAUCGGGCAGCUACAAGUGAUAGUCAAUGAUCUCCACUCACAGAUAGAAAGCUUGAACGAGGAGCUGGUGCAGCUGCUGCUCAUUCGGGAUGAGCUGCACACGGAGCAGGACGCCAUGCUGGUGGACAUCGAGGACCUGACCAGACACGCCGAAAGUCAGCAGAAGCACAUGGCAGAGAAGAUGCCGGCAAAAUGAACCCCGGAGCCCCGGGAGCAGAGCUCGAGCGAGACUUCAUUUUGCUUCUGUGUGUGUCCAAGCGCUGAUGUCCACGGUGGCGCACAAGAAAACCAGUGUUAGUCAUUGACCAUGUCUGAAGCUUUAUGUCCAGUGAUUGGCCUCUGCUUCUUAAUUUAUUUUAAUUUUUUUACUUGUGCCACUAAAUAUCAGGCAUUUUAAUAAUAUUAUUACAAAAAAGUGUACAGUACUUAUAACAUUAUAAAUCAUGGGUGAGAAGAGAGGGUAGUUUAACUUUAUUUUUGUUUGUUUAGAGAUUUUCAGUUGAACGAUAUUUUACCAUUGACUACUUUUUUAUUCUUCACUGUAGUUUUAAAAUAAAGAAACUGUACUUGACGGUGCUAUACAAGUCAAAAAAAUACAUGCCUGCCUCGUAGUGAAGUUGUAGCUUUCAGUAAUAUGUAUAUUUUAAUCAGUUUUCAACAUUUUGUGAAUGUUGACUACCUGACAUUCAUUUUUAGAUGUGCUAUUAACAUUCAGUUGGAUUCAGAGAGUUACCUUGAAAGUUUUAUGUAUAAAUAUGUAAAAUAAAAAUUUAAAAAAUUGUUUCAUAUGAUACGUCUUUUUGUUGCCUAGUGGUUGACUUUGGUGAUGCACCAGUAAUGUAUUCCUCAAACUAAAUGUGCAAUUCCUAAUUUGUCAUCACCAGAAAGAGCCUUUUUUUUUUGCCUAUCACAUGAAAUUACAGAGAGAAGACAGGAUUUUUGUAGAGUUAUUUAUUUGUAAGUUCAUAAUGUAUGUAUGACCUGGACUUCAGAGAUUCUAUAAUAACAUUCACUGGGCCCUAAUAUUGUGACUAUUGUUAGAAUCAGCAGGCACAUACUGUAGAUGGGUUUUUUUUUUUUAAUAUAUUUUAUUGUCUGGGCUAAAUAUUUAAAUGACUCACCAAUGUCAGAAAUAAAAAAAAAUCUAUGUUAAAAACCUAAGCAGCAUAUUAAAUGUAUUACAUACGGUAAUUACUCACCUCUCUGCCUUUGGGCUAAGUUCCCCGUUAGCAGCUGUGUUCAUCAGCUGAGUGCUGGAUGUGUCGUCCUCUGCGCGUACAGGAGGAGGGACACUGGGAGAUUAAUAGAUCUGUCUUCAUCCCUCAUUUAUUUGAUUUAAUGCUGAAACAUCUGGGCCAUCCCCUUCCUAAGGCUGCCUGGCUGUAGCCAGCAGCAGACACACAUCACGCGCACCAGCUUUUUACAUUUUAAUUCUUUUUUCCUCGGCAGCAAAUUCAUCUUAGCGAAGGGGCUGGCUAAUGACUUAUUCAGGGUGUUUUCAGGAAAGCAUGAGCUGCAUUAAAAUUUCAUCCCCCGCCAAGAAUGUAUUUUACAAAAUUACUUUUUUUUUCCCCCCUGUUUUUGCAGAAAGUACAGGUUACGGAAGCGCCAGCCCUCGGUGGGGUUUGGUGGGGCUGGGGUGGUGGGGGCGGUUGGUUUAAUUUAGGGUUGUUUUUUCUUUUGCCGGGAGUUGCUCCACGGGGCUUCCAGUGGACAGUCCCUGGCCCAGAGCCCCCGUGGGGGAACCACGUCCCUGCUGGGCAGUGUACCCGAGCAGGAAGCUGCACUUGCCCCCAGCUUUUGGAGAAAGAUGCUGGCAUGGGUUAGGCUGCAGAGCCCUUCCCUGCAGACCAGAUGAUAUAAAUUCCUCUUAUUUUGCUUUUUUUCAAUCUAUGCAGAAAAAAAUAAGUAGGUUGGGGUAGUUAGUUUCCUUAUAUAUAGCUCUUGGCUGGCUUGAUGCUGUUGCCUGCAUGUUGGGAGACCUGGAUUUUAUAUUUCUGCUCUGUAAAAUGCUGUGUUUGCAGCGCUCUGAGACCAAAAUCAUCCCCACGGGCACAGAACGGGUACCUCCAUCAGAAACUGCUGUUCAGCUGUCGGUGAGGAGGUGCCUGCCACUGGAUUUAAAGCAUGAACAGCAAAAGCCCCAAAUACAAAAAGGUUGCUCUCAGCUUUAAAAAAAAAAAAAAGCAAGCAAGCCCCCGGGUGCUCCUGGGGAACCCCGUGCCCUCCACAGCCACCCCUACAGCCACCCCCACAGCCACCCCCGGCACCGUGCUCGGCAUCGCCCCUGCCAGCAUCCAGCUUGUGGGGCACAGGGGUGAGGCAGUCUGGUCAGGCUGGAGUUUCGUUCCCUUGCUAAGUGCCUUUAACUUGCUGAAGAGACUAGUUAUUCCGGUCACCUAUCACUGGUUUUCCCCCUUACAUCCUUAGGGGACAGGUUUGUUUUAAGAAAUAAGUGUGUUUCUGGGUAACUGCAUCUCCUUGGCUCUGCGUCCCAUGUACCGAGGUGUCGUGCUGGUGUGUAUGAUGGCAAUGCUGUGGAAUUAAUGGAUUAAAUGACAUUUUUAAAAGA
Molecule: messenger RNA, 3696 nt
Organism: Phalacrocorax carbo (great cormorant)
Lineage: Eukaryota; Metazoa; Chordata; Aves; Suliformes; Phalacrocoracidae
Source: RefSeq, a predicted model, not a curated record